UUUUCCUCUGGAUUUAUUUCUGCUCCUCUCACUUUUUAUGAUCAAAUUCUGGAUAUAAAUCGAUGCAUUGAUCCGCAGCUGCACCAGGAAAAGAAGAAAAGGAAGGAAGAGGAAUAAAAAGCAGAAGUGGAUUAAUUUUGAGUUUUUUGUCUCGGGUGAAAUGCAGUGAAGUUGUUUGAGGAGCAGAGGAAGAGGAGGCUGAUGAGGAUAAAAGCGAAACUGAUGAAACUGUGAAGAUGAUUCUCGGUUUUUGCAGCUGAGAGUGAGAAGCAGCGGAGAUGUACGAGGAGAGACACAAAAGUACUGGUCGUAAUGGUUACACCAAUACGAUGGAAGGGGAGGAGGGAGGAGGUGAGGGUGAGGAAGAGGAGGAGGGAGGAGAGGGGGACGGAGGAGGAGAAGGAGGAGGAGAAGAUGGAGAGGUGAAGGACCCAGAAUGGGAUGAAGAGCUGGACGGAGAGGAGGGAACGAUGAGGAUGACGAGGACAGACACACUUCACUCGACCACGAGUUCAACCGGGACCCAGAGGAGGAGAGGGCAGCAUCAUAAAAAACAGGUCCAGGGCAGUAAUCAGGUCCAGAGAGCUCCCAGAGCGUUAUACUGUCUAAAACUCAACAACCCGAUCAGAAGAGCCGCUCUCUCCAUCGUCGAGUGGAAACCGUUUGACAUCUUCAUUCUGUUAGCCAUCUUUGCUAACUGUGUCGCUCUGGGAGUUUCUAAACCGUUUCCUGAAGACGACUCCAACUCCACCAACCACGACCUGGAACAAGUGGAGUACAUCUUCCUCAUCAUCUUCACCAUCGAGACCUUCCUGAAGAUCUUGGCUUACGGUCUGGUGAUGCACCCGAGCUCCUACAUCCGCAACGGCUGGAACUUGCUCGAUUUCGUCAUUGUCAUUGUGGGAUUGUUCAGUGUAGUUUUAGAGACGAUGACUCAUAAAUCCGGUGAGGUUGCGACCACUCAUCAUGUGCCGGGGAAACCUGGAGGUCUGGACGUCAAAGCUCUGCGAGCCUUCAGAGUCCUGCGGCCCCUCAGACUGGUUUCUGGAGUCCCCAGUUUACAGAUUGUGUUGAACUCCAUCAUGAAGGCGAUGGUUCCCCUGCUCCACAUCGCUCUGCUGGUACUCUUCGUCAUCAUCAUCUACGCCAUCAUUGGCCUGGAGCUCUUCAUCGGACGCAUGCACAAGACCUGCUACUACAAAGAAUCAGAUACUUACGUGGAGGAUGACCCGGUGCCAUGUGCGUUCUUGGGUCACGGUCGCCAGUGCAACAUCAACGGUACAGAGUGUCGGGGGAGGUGGGACGGCCCCAACGGAGGCAUCACCAACUUCGACAAUUUCUUCUUUGCCAUGUUGACCGUGUUCCAGUGCAUCACGAUGGAGGGCUGGACCGACGUUCUCUACUGGAUGAAUGAUGCCAUUGGGUUCGAGUUGCCGUGGGUUUACUUCGUCAGUCUGGUGAUAUUCGGGUCAUUCUUUGUUCUCAACCUGGUUCUGGGAGUCCUCAGCGGAGAGUUCAGUAAGGAGAGGGAGAAGGCGAAGGCUCGCGGAGAUUUCCAGAAGCUGAGGGAGAAGCAGCAGAUGGAGGAGGAUCUGUGCGGCUACAUGGACUGGAUCACCCAGGCGGAGGACAUGGACGAACUGGAUGAGGACGGUAACCCACGUCCUUCUCUGGGCGAUCUGUCAGAUAAGAAGAGAGGAAAGUUUGGAUGGUUCAGUCACUCCAAUGACACACACGCGAGUCUUCCUGCCAGUGAAACGGGGUCUGAGAACACGGAAAACAUCGACGAGGAACACACAAACUGCUGCCAGGCCUGCUGCUCCCAGAUGAUGAAGAUUGGUUGCUGUCGGACGUUGCGCCGCUGGAACAGAGUGUGUCGCAGGAACUGUCGCACCGCCGUCAAAUCGGUGACGUUUUAUUGGCUGGUUCUGCUGCUCGUGUUCCUCAACACCUCGCUCAGCGCCUCGGAGCAUUACAACCAGCCCGUCUGGCUCACAGAGGUCCAAGACAUCGCCAACAAGGUGCUCCUGUCUCUGUUCACGGUGGAGAUGCUGCUGAAGAUGUACAGCCUUGGAUUGGCUCAUUACUUCGUGGCGUUCUUCAACCGCUUCGACUGCUUCGUGGUGUGCGGCGGCAUCAUGGAGACGAUCCUGGUGGAGCUGGGCAUCAUGCCGCCGCUCGGGAUCUCCGUGCUGCGCUGCGUCCGCCUGCUCAGGAUCUUCAAGGUCACACGCCAUUGGACGGCUCUCUCUAACCUGGUGGCGUCUCUGCUGAACUCCAUGAAGUCCAUCGCCUCGCUGCUCCUGCUGCUCUUCCUCUUCCUCAUCAUCUUCGCCCUGCUCGGCAUGCAGCUGUUCGGAGGGAAGUUCAACUUCGACGAGACGCAGACCAAACGCAGCACCUUCGACGCUUUCCCGCAGGCGCUGCUCACCUGCUUCCAGAUCCUGACCGGAGAGGACUGGAACAUGGUGAUGUACGACGGCAUCAUGGCAUACGGGGGCCCGGUGUUCCCGGGGAUGAUCGUCUGCGUUUACUUCGUCAUCCUCUUCAUCUGCGGUAACUACAUCCUGCUGAACGUCUUCUUGGCCAUCGCUGUGGACAACCUGGCAGGAGGGGACGGGGACGACAAGAAGAACGAAAAGAAGCCGGAGGGAACGGAGGAGGCUGCAGAAGAGGGGGGAGAAGCAGCAGAAGAGGAAGAAGUGAAGGUGGACAUCGAUGAAGACACCGAGUACGAGGAGGAAGAGGAGCUGCCUGAAGAAGAUGAUGCAGGAGUCCAGUUAAAGAUUGCCGACCUGGCUCCUCCCAAAGAGAAGGUUCAACCGAUCCCAGAAGGCAGUGCGUUCUUCUGCCUCAGCAAGACGAACCCUAUCCGUGUUGGCUGUCACAUUCUGAUCCACCACCACAUCUUCACCAACCUCAUCCUCGUCUUCAUCAUCCUCAGCAGCUGCUCGCUGGCGGCUGAGGAUCCAAUCAGAGCUCACUCCUUCAGGAACAACAUUCUGGGAUAUGCCGACUACGCCUUCACCUCCAUCUUCACUGUGGAGAUUAUGUUUAAGAUGGUGGUGCACGGGGCGUUCCUCCAUCCGGGCUCGUUCUGCAGGAACUGGUUCAACCUGCUGGAUCUUCUGGUGGUCAGCGUGUCGCUCGUCUCCUUCUUCCUGCACUCCAGUGCCAUCUCGGUGGUGAAGAUCCUGCGAGUCCUCCGAGUUCUCCGACCUCUGAGGGCCAUCAACAGAGCCAAAGGACUGAAGCAUGUGGUCCAGUGUGUGUUCGUGGCCAUUAAGACAAUCGGGAACAUCAUGAUCGUCACGACGCUGCUGCAGUUCAUGUUCGCCUGCAUCGGAGUCCAGCUCUUCAAGGGUAAAUUCUAUCGCUGCACAGACGAAGCCAAACACACUCCUGAACAGUGCAAAGGGACCUUCGUGGUGUAUAAAGACGGAGACGUGAACCACCCGAUGGUCAGAGAGAGGAUUUGGCUGAACAGCGACUUUAACUUUGACAACGUGCUGAUGGGGAUGAUGGCGCUCUUCACCGUCUCCACCUUCGAGGGCUGGCCUGCGCUGCUGUAUAAAGCCAUCGAUGCUAACGGGGAGAACUCCGGUCCGAUCUACAACUACCGCGUGGAGAUCUCCAUCUUCUUCAUCGUCUACAUCAUCAUCAUUGCCUUCUUCAUGAUGAACAUCUUCGUGGGUUUCGUCAUCAUCACCUUCAGAGAGCAAGGAGAGCAGGAGUACAAGAACUGCGAGCUCGACAAGAACCAGCGUCAGUGUGUGGAGUACGCUCUGAAGGCUCAGCCGCUGAAGCUGUACAUCCCGAAGAACCCGGUCCAGUACAAGUUCUGGUCCAUCAUCAACUCCACCGGCUUCGAGUACGUCAUGUUCGUCCUCAUCCUGCUCAACACCGUCACCCUGGCUGUCCAGCACUAUGAGCAGUCUAAGACCUUCAGCCACAUCAUGGACAUCCUGAACAUGGUGUUCACUGGUCUCUUCACCGUGGAGAUGCUGCUGAAGCUGUUGGCUCUCAGACUCAGGCAUUACUUUGUGGACGCCUGGAACUCGUUUGAUGCUCUGAUCGUGGUCGGCAGCGUCGUCGACAUCGUGGUCACUGAGUUCAGCAGUGGGGAGGACAGCUCUCGUGUGUCGAUCACCUUCUUCCGUCUGUUUCGAGUCAUGCGAUUGGUCAAGCUGCUGAGUAAAGGCGAGGGGAUCCGGACGCUGCUGUGGACCUUCAUCAAAUCGCUGCAGGCUUUGCCGUACGUCGCUCUGCUCAUCGCCAUGAUCUUCUUCAUUUACGCUGUCAUCGGGAUGCAGACGUUUGGGAAGAUAGCGAUGCAGGAUUACACUCAGAUCAACAGAAACAACAACUUCCAGACGUUUCCUCAGGCUGUUCUCCUCCUCUUCAGGUGUGCUACAGGUGAAGCGUGGCAGGAGAUCAUGCUGGCCAGUCUUCCAGGUAAACGCUGUGACCCCGAGUCAGACUACGAACCAGGAGAAGAGUUCACCUGCGGCAGCAACUUUGCAAUCAUUUAUUUCAUCAGCUUCUUCAUGCUGUGUGCUUUCCUGAUCAUCAACUUGUUCGUCGCUGUCAUCAUGGACAACUUUGACUAUCUGACACGCGAUUGGUCCAUCCUGGGACCCCAUCAUCUGGAUGAGUUUAAGAGGAUCUGGUCUGAAUAUGAUCCAGAGGCCAAGGGCCGUAUAAAACACCUGGAUGUUGUUGCUCUGCUCAGGCGGAUUCAGCCUCCUCUGGGUUUCGGGAAACUCUGUCCUCACAGAGUGGCUUGCAAGCGUCUCGUAGCGAUGAACAUGCCUCUUAACGCUGACGGGAUGGUGACCUUCAACGCCACGCUCUUCGCUCUGGUUCGCACCGCCCUCAAAAUCAAAACUGAAGGUAACCCUGACCAGGAGAACGAGGAGCUGAGGGGAAUCAUCAAGAAGAUCUGGAAGAGGAUGAAACCAAAACUACUGGACGAAGUUAUACCGCCACAUGAAGAAGAGGAAGUGACCGUCGGGAAGUUUUACGCGACCUUCCUGAUUCAGGAUUACUUCCGGAAGUUCAGGAAGAGGAAAGAGAAAGGGGAUCUGACCGCAGAGGCCGACGAAACAAACCCGUCUGCUGUUCAGCUGUGUAAGGCCGGUCUAAAGACCCUGCAGGAUCUGGGUCCGGAGAUGCGCCUGGCUCUGAACGAGGACCUGGAGGAAGACGAUGAAAACAUGAUGGAGGACGAGGAGGAGACCCAGGAGGACGCAGCACAUAAGGGUGAGAACGGUUUGGGACCAGAGAAAGAUCGACGGGGCUCCAUACGACGAGGCUCCCUCCUCACGCCCACUGGUCCUGGUGGUGUGGUCGGAGAAGGCGGCGUAUCUAACGGAGGUCUGGUCCACCGGGUCGGUUCCUUCACUAAGAUGCCGAACGGCAACGAACAUGAGGAACAUCUGCGGCGUGGAGACAACGCGAGGUCGUCGUUCAAUCAGCACCAUCACCGCCGCCCGUCAGCGAAGAACGGCAUGGUGGACCACGGCCACAAGAGACCCUCAUAUCACAAACCCAUGAGGAGGGACUCAAGGGACCGGUACUGGAGGAACGGAGACAUGGAGGGAUACGGAGAGCAAGGAUACUACAGCAGAGAGGAGGACAACGACAGCAUCACCUCCAGAGACAGACAUUACCCUGAUGAGUAUCCUUUGUACAGAGAACACUAUGAUGGCCACGCCCCCUACCCCGACAGUAGCUAUGGUAACGGAUACAACGAUGCCCGGAGGACGACCCGGAGACGACUACUUCCUGCCACACCCACAGGUCGGAAGCCGUCAUUUAACAUCCAGUGUCUGAGGAGGCAGGGCAGUAGUGACGACCUGCCGAUCCCCGGCACCUACCACCCCACCUCACCACCACGCCGUGCACGUGGACAGCACACCGUCAACAAUUACGAGUCCCGUCAAUCCUCCGGUCGCUCAUCGGCGGCAUCCUCAGCGUCCUGGGCUAACCCGUGUCCUCGCCGCGGUCGCCUCCUCUACGCUCCUCUCAUCCUGGUGGAGGAGGAAGGCAGCCCACCGUGGGGAGGAGGAGGAGGAGUAGGAGGGGGAGGAGGAGAGGGAAAGAAGGGAGGAGCAGGAAGAGGUGAGGAGACUCUACCUUAGAACGUGCUAACACUUGGUGUCAACAUCACAGGUGCAACACCCAGACCGGCCUGGUACGGUGGCCCUGCAGGGACAUCAGCUCCUCCUCCGUACAGAGCGUACACCACCCUCAGAGUUCCCUCACAGCUCGGCGCUCAACUCACUGAGAAACGAGGAUCGGCCGACAGUCUGGUGGAGGCGGUUCUGAUCUCCGAGGGUCUCGGCCUCUACGCUCGGGAUCCGAAGUUUGUCGCGUUUGCGAAGCGGGAGAUCGCCGACGCGUGUCACAUGACGGUGGAUGAAAUGGAGUCGGCCGCCAGCGAUCUGCUCGGCUCGGGAAACCCGUCUCUCCUCGCUAACGCCGCCGCCGACCCCGCCAUGCUCUACAGCGACGAGGAGCCAAUCAGGACGGGCCGCGAGGAGGACGAGUUAGCGGACGAGAUGACCUGCGUGACAUCGUUUUGACGGGCUGGCGCUCUGGACCAAUCAGAAAAAAGACUGAGAAAGGCGUCAAGAGAUUGGCAGGACAUUCGACCAAUCAGAGAGUAGGGCGGUGUUCAAUCAAAUGGACAUUUAAUGCGGAGAUUAGAGAGAAAAACGAUGGAAGAUGGCCGCCAGCAGAGUGUGACUCAGCGCUGUUGUGCCGUCAUAAAGACGCAUCUCGUUAGCGCGGGACCGUUAAGAACGUCGCUUGGCUGCACAGAAUCACACUUUACCCACAAUGCAUUAUUUGACUAAUGGUGUUGUCAUUUUACUAUAUGUAAUUCCCGAAAAGUAAUCAGUUUCAUUCGUUUGAAACUGCCUCCUCUGCCUCAAAGAACCAAGCUAGCCAAACACUAUACUAUGUCACUCACUCAGCAGUUUCGGCUUGUGUUGUGGCACUUAUCAGACACACUGUGAUGAUUUGAUUAGUGUUAACAUGAGCAGGAGAUCAGCUAUGCUCCCAGGGCCCUGUGCGUGUGAUAUGAUCUAGCACUGUAAAAGAACGGCUAGUUUUAAGGCUUUAAUUGCAAAAUAAUUAAGUGAGCUGGACAUAUCAAAUGCAGUACACUGUGGAGAUGGCCCUGUGGAAAGUCAAGAAAAUGGUCUCGACACAAAUUGAGGUUGCAUUGAGGAGCAUUAUUUAAUCAUUAGACUAUGAGCUCUACAUGAUGAACUGUUUACAUGGCUAACGAAUAUUCCACGUUUACUGGCUUACUCCAAUUCAAACGCCCCAUGUGUGGUCCUUUUAAAUAGAGUUAAUUUACCUCUUUUUCUAACUGCAGCCAUAUUUCUCCCACCCUUGUUACCGUUUUGCAUAACUGUGUGCUAGCAGUGUGUGUGUAAUUGCUGUAAAAACCCCAAUUAUUCUGAAUGCACUGUAUACAUGUCCAGAGAAAACUCCUAGAACCAGAGUAGUAUUGGCAUAUCUCAAGUCAAAUCCUGAAAUUUGGAAUAUUGUGAAUUCUAGUGAGAUGUCAUAGAUUGAGUGUGAAAUACAAACAAGACACCUUCUAAUGUAAAGUAAGGAUGAAAGUCAACGGGUAACAGUGUGAAUGAAUGCACAGGUGUUCAGCGUGAUUCUGUCAGCUGAGCUUCUAUCGUUCAGAUGUGAGUUUUUAUAUCAGGAUCUCUGAUGUAUUUCAAUGCUGUAAAACGUUAAAUGUGUCGAGCUCUGUGACUCGGAGGAAUAUAUUUCUCAUAUUUUAUUAAUGUGUAUUUUUAUUCUCAUAAAUGAAGGCGUUCAGACGAUGAACUGUAAAAUACUUUUUUGUCUCUUUGUUGUUUUUUUAUUGCAGAAGAGAGUCGUUUGUUCAGUGUGUUCAGAUUUUCUUUUUUAAAUGUUUGAUACUUUUUAUUCUAACAGAAAACUGGAUUUUUGUUUGUUUGUUUGUUUGUUUUAAUUCUGGAUGGCAGACAGUCCGGUGUUGUUUUUGUCUUGUCUGGAUCUUCGUGUUUCCGUCAUCUUUUAGCUUUUCUUUCCAACAUUUCGGAGAGUUUCCCAGCAGUUAAGGGCUUUUCAAUCCCACGCCUGGAUUACCCCAAAAUACAUCUGCAGAUGCCACGUUCAGCCUGAGAAACAGCUCUGUCUGAACCCUCAUUUACCUCAAAUAAAGACUGAAAAAGUUGCGAUUUGUCUCCCCAAUGUUUUUUCAAACCAUGUAU
This is a messenger RNA of Eleginops maclovinus (Patagonian blennie), 8267 nucleotides long. It is a transcript of the gene cacna1fb, whose product is annotated as calcium channel, voltage-dependent, L type, alpha 1F subunit. The transcript is spliced from 51 exons. Gene Ontology annotation, cellular component: membrane; voltage-gated calcium channel complex. Gene Ontology annotation, biological process: calcium ion import across plasma membrane. Gene Ontology annotation, molecular function: high voltage-gated calcium channel activity. The record is from RefSeq and is a predicted model, not a curated record. Lineage: Eukaryota; Metazoa; Chordata; Actinopteri; Perciformes; Eleginopidae.